UGAAUACUGAUUUCAGUGUUCAUUUGCAUCUAGUUGAUUGAACUAAGACAAUGAAAACGUGCCGGCAAUGGUGUUUAUUAGUGAUCACUGUUAUUACGUAAUUAAUAAUGGUUAACGACCUUAUUCUGUUGGAAACGUUUGGCAAAGAUGAAGAAACAACCUUUCUACUUCCUCGCAGAAAUGAUCUAAAAAAUGAUAACGGUCGGAUAUUCUAUGGUAAACAUCGAUUUAAAAUGUUGAUUAUUUUCUUAACUUUUGCAAUACUCGUUUCGACGUUUGUUAUAUCAGUCAUCAGUUUUUGGACAGUCAAUAGUUCUGACGACGAUUCACCUAUACAGUCUACAUAUUCAAUAGACAAAUUUGGAAAUCAUUCAACAUUAUUGAAAAACGAUAAUUAUAUCAAACAAUGUGCAACUAUCGUAUCUUGUGAUUUUAAUGAUAAAUACAGAACUAUCAACGGGACUUGUAACAAUCUAAAUAAUCCUACUUGGGGAUCAUCAAAUACCCCUUUCAUCAGACUUGUCGGUGCACACUACAGUGAUGGAAUAUCCAAACUACGCAUUUCAUCAGAUGGAAAAUCAUUACCGAGUGCCAGAAAAAUUCAAGUGCAGUUGUUCUUAUACAAACAAACAAAUAUUCCCGACAUAAACAAUCAACUAUUGAUGCAAUGGGGUCAGUUCGUAGCGCACGACGUUUCUAUCUUGGAAAUUGAUGUUAACGGCGAAGAUUGCUGUUCGUAUCAAAAUCAACUAUCGGUAUCAAAAGCUUGUGAAGCCAUUAUAAAAAUACCAAUGGACGAUCCUGUGUAUUCAAAGUAUAACAAAACGUGCAUGGAAUUUACUCGUGCAAUGACAUCAAUCAACUAUAGCUGUUCAUUACAGUCAUCCGAGCCAUCAACAUUUAUGAAUGAUGCUACACAUUAUAUCGAUGGAUCUCAAAUUUAUGGUUCUGACGAUCAUACCGCAUCGACUCUGAGAUCGUAUACCAACGGGAAAAUGAAGUCAGUCACGAGAGAAGACGAUUUUCAGGAAUCUUGUCCGUAUUCGUUCGUUGGAUCAUCAUCUAGUUUCAAUAAAACGUAUUCGUCUAACUCCGGCGCGAAUUCGAAUCUAGGAAUGGCACUUUUCCACGAUAUGUUUUUGAGAUUCCAUAAUUUUGUAGCGUUGGAAUUGAAAAAUGCCGUCCCCUUAUGGUCCGACGAAACUCUGUACCAAGAGUCUCGAAAAAUCGUCGGCGCGGUCAUUCAACACAUUACGUACACGCAGUUCUUACCGACCAUUCUAGGUAAAAAAUACACGGAAGAAAGAGUGCUAGCUGAAGACGAUGAUUACAUUGCAACCGUAAAUCCAUCGACUUCGCAAGAGUUUUCAGCCGGUGCUUUUAGAGUUCUGCACAGCAUUGUACCGGCCCAACAUAGAUUUGUCGAUUCAAAAUACAUUACCCUGCGAACUAUUAACGUCACUGACUGGACGGAUUGCCCAUAUCUCUUGCGACAAGGCUCCAACUUUGAUGAUCUUCUCAGAGGUUUGUUGUUCACCGAAGGACGCUUAAGACAACCAUCAUACAACCCAUUGAUUUCAAAUCUUAUGUUUCAUUCCAAUAACUUGAUUGGUGUGGAUCUCCUAUCAUAUGAUAUUCAAAGAGGUCGUGAUACGGGUUUACCUCCAUACAACAAAAUUAGAGAGUUAUGCGGACUACCUGUUGCCAAAUCGUUUACCGACUUGAUAGAUGUAAUGCCAUUAGAUGAUAUUUACGAUUUGGAAAAACUCUACUCUUCCGUGGACGACGUAGACUUCCUUGUGGGUGCUUUAUUAGAGACACCAGAAACUGAUGCUUUAGUUGGAAAUACCUCCCGAUGUAUUAUUGGUGAUUUUUUCUACAGAUCACGUGUUGGCGAUCGAUUUUUCUACGAUGGUAAAAACCUACCGAAACAGUUUUCCAGUGAUCAACUCGAAAUAAUAAAAUCAAUCAGCCUUAACCAUAUAAUAUGUGCAACUUCGUCAGUAGAUAAUUUACAAAAACACAUUUUCGCAAAAGUUGAUAACGGAUGGUAUUCUUCUAUGAAAUGGACAUGCAAUGAAAAAUAUAUCAUAGAUUUCAAACCAUGGGAGAAAUUAUUUAUUAAUUUACAUUGAAAUUAAUUAUUUUGCCAAUUGUAUUCUGAAAUAUACACACAUGUGAUAUUUAUCAUAAGAUACAUCUAAAAUGACAAUUAUUGAACAUUGUGUUUAUUCAAAAUAAUUUAAAAUAUUACAUCCACAUGACCUGUUUCAAAAUCAAACCAACGGAAAAUAAAAAAAAAUUAACAAUCGA
Molecule: messenger RNA, 2313 nt
Organism: Sipha flava (yellow sugarcane aphid)
Lineage: Eukaryota; Metazoa; Arthropoda; Insecta; Hemiptera; Aphididae
Product: peroxidase-like
Exons: 13
Coding region: 108-2135 (675 amino acids)
Biological process (GO): response to oxidative stress
Molecular function (GO): peroxidase activity; heme binding
Source: RefSeq, a predicted model, not a curated record